Molecule: messenger RNA, 528 nt
Organism: Penicillium waksmanii
Lineage: Eukaryota; Fungi; Ascomycota; Eurotiomycetes; Eurotiales; Aspergillaceae
Exons: 2
Coding region: 1-528 (175 amino acids)
Source: RefSeq, a predicted model, not a curated record
AUGGUAAAAUACUCGAACCAUCAGGCGGCGCUGGUCACCCAGGAUACGUGUAUGGUAAUUUUAGCACCCCUCAUUACACCAGAGGUGCAGUCGCGUGCAUUUGCUUCAACUACAACCUCUCUCGUCUUCAGCAUUGUGGUCUAUCCAUCGAAUACCGUGGGCUAUUCGAGUUGCUACCCGCUCCGGACGGGUCACCUCGCUCCCCUAUACCCCCAGACCACAGACCACUACUGGUCGACCAUCUCCCCAAUAGACUGGCGGAAUGCUAGUGGCUAUGAAGAAGCUUCCUAUGGCGUCCCCAAAGAACCAAUCCUUUGUCCUCUCCCACAUGCGACCAUGAAGAAACAAAGCCAUCUGCGCCUCUGUAUCGAUAGUAUCGCGUUCGCUCAGUGGCAUCCACCCCCGCCGACUCCACGAUUCAGGAGGGCAUCCCACAUGAGACAGUACAAGUGGAUGGCCAUGGAUGGCUUUGGAACCCUUGGGAAUACAGCCCACGCUCUUAUCACGGGUGAUACCACAUCGCCCUGA